Molecule: messenger RNA, 863 nt
Organism: Tribolium castaneum (red flour beetle)
Lineage: Eukaryota; Metazoa; Arthropoda; Insecta; Coleoptera; Tenebrionidae
Product: androgen-dependent TFPI-regulating protein
Exons: 4
Coding region: 99-821 (240 amino acids)
Cellular component (GO): membrane; endomembrane system
Source: RefSeq, a predicted model, not a curated record
AAUACCCCAGUUUGUUAUCUUUCGAGUCUUCGUGGCCCAAUUCCUAAUAUAAAGAGUGUUGCGUCAGGCGAUUAUGUCACUGUCAAAAUUCCCGUGGGAUGGACGAACACAAGAAAAAAUUUCUGGGACUGGGUGUUUACACACCCGUCUGGCUGUUCUACUACUACGUCUCCAAACAGUACGAUUACGUCUACAGUAACAAUUCAUCAAACUAUGAGGCUUUCGUUAAUUUGAAACGCUUUGGAAGCUUCUAUUUCACCGGCUGGAAUUUUUCGGCUCAAGUUUAUUUUCUGGUUAUUGCAAUCCUAGACGAAUUGGCGCAUUUGCUAGGAAUCCCCCAAAGUGUGGAUAAAUAUUUCGGGCUAGUUCGCCACUACCUUUUCACUGCCAUUGUCUUCCCCUGUUCCAUGAUGGUUUCAGUCAUGUUCUGGGGCCUGUAUUUCGUAGACCGCGAGCUGGUUUUUCCCCGAACUUUGGACGAAUUUUACCCGUCAUGGAUGACCCACAGUGUUCACUCUUUUAUUAUUCUACCCAUCGUGACCGAAAUUAAUCUUCCAAAAAAACACGGUUACGAAAUUACCGAUUUCAAUCACGCCUUUCCCGUGCUCACAGCUUUUAUUGUCUCGUACGAAAUCACAUUAUUAACCAUUUAUUUCGUAUACGGGGUCUGGUUGUACCCCAUUUUUAAAUACUUGACGUGGCUGCAAAGACUUUCUUUUCUGGUAAUCGUUUAUGCGAUUACAGUUUUGCUCCUCUAUUUGGGAAUUUUGAUCCAAAAUUUGAAAAAACCAAAGAAAGUCAAGAUUGGAGACGGGGUUUAAAGUUUUGUAUUUAUUAAAUAAAGUUUUUACUUUAAGAUGUGA